This is a messenger RNA of Pleurotus ostreatus (oyster mushroom), 612 nucleotides long. RefSeq lists its product as uncharacterized. The record is from RefSeq and is a predicted model, not a curated record. The coding region runs from base 1 to 612 and encodes 203 amino acids. The transcript is spliced from 5 exons. NCBI's taxonomy places the organism in Eukaryota, Fungi, Basidiomycota, Agaricomycetes, Agaricales, Pleurotaceae.
AUGCCCGCUCACCAACUCACCGCGUCAAAGACCCUGUUCUUCUUGUGCGAUGUGCAAACCCGGUUUCGCAAUGCUAUCUACGGAUUUGAUGAAGUAACUGCAACUGCGAAUAAGAUGAUGAGAAUCGCCUCAAUACUCGGCUGCGAAGUAGUUGCAACCACGCAAAAUGCGAAAGCACUCGGUCCCAUCGUCCCAGAUAUAGAUUUGGUGUCCAUAGGCCCACUCCUUAUUGGCAACUUUGAUAAGACCCUCUUCUCCAUGGUAACCCCGGAUGUGAAAGCUUUACUUGACACGCGGCCAGGCGUUGAUUCAGUCGUUCUCUUCGGAAUCGAAUCACACGUCUGCGUUCUCCAAACCGCCCUCGACCUCUUGGCCCUCAAGUACACCGUCUAUAUUGUCGCCGACGGCGUAUCCUCGUGUAAUCGCACAGAAGUCCCCAUUGCGCUAGACAGACUACGACAAUCAGGCGCCAUCGUCUCCACCAGCGAAAGCAUUGCCUUCCAGCUCAUCGGAGACUCCGCAAAGCCAGAAUUCAAGGCAUUCUCCGCCUUCAUCAAAGAAUCUAAGGAUAGCACGAAGAAGGCAGGAGAAGUUUUACUAAGUCACCUAUGA